Messenger RNA from Magnolia sinica, 1693 nucleotides. RefSeq names its product UNC93-like protein 1. Lineage: Eukaryota; Viridiplantae; Streptophyta; Magnoliopsida; Magnoliales; Magnoliaceae. Bases 81 to 1529 code for a protein of 482 amino acids. The transcript is spliced from 2 exons. The record is from RefSeq and is a predicted model, not a curated record.
CUCCAAUCUUUCUGCACUCUCUCUCCCUCUCUCUCUCUCUCUCUCAUCCCAAAUUCCAAUCUAUCAAAACCCUCCGAUCAAUGGGCCUGGUAGAAGCAGGAGACGAAAAUGCCCACGAGGACGCGCCCACACUAACUCCCCCCACCACCAUGUUCCGCUACAACUCUCCCCUGGUGCAGGUUAUCCUCAUCGGCCUUGUCUGCUUCUGCUGUCCUGGCAUGUUCAACGCCCUCAGUGGUAUGGGCGGUGGUGGGCAGGUGAAGACCACCGCAGCCAACAACGCCAACACGGCCCUCUACACGACCUUCGCCAUUUUCGGCAUCCUCGGCGGUGGGAUCUACAACGUUCUCGGCCCCCACCUCACCCUCCUCGCCGGCUGCUCCACCUACAUCCUCUACGCAGGCUCCUUCCUCUACUACAACCAUUACCCGCACCAGGGCUUCCCUAUCGCUGCCGGCGCCAUUCUCGGUAUCGGCGCUGGCCUCCUUUGGUCUAGCCAAGGCGCCAUCAUGACAUCCUAUCCUCCGCCAGAUCGAAAAGGCACCUACAUCUCCCUCUUCUGGAGCAUCUUCAACCUCGGUGGCGUCAUCGGCGGCCUGAUACCCUUCAUCCUCAAUUACAACCGCAAGACCGCGGUCUCUGUCAACGACGGCACCUACAUCGCCUUCAUGUGCUUCAUGUCCGCCGGCACCCUCCUCACACUCUCAAUCCUCCCACCUUCCCGCGUCGUUCGCGACGAUGGCUCCCGCGCCACCAAUGUCAAGUACUCCAAUCCCUACAUUGAGGCCAUUGAGAUUGGGAAGCUGUUCAUCAACUGGAAGAUGAUCCUGAUAAUCCCCGCCUCGUUCGCCAGCAAUUUCUUCUACAGCUAUCAGUUCAACAAUGUGAAUGGUCUGAUGUUCAACGUGCGAACGAAGGGGUUGAACAAUGUGUUCUAUUGGGGGGCCCAGAUGCUGGGAUCUGUUGCUAUAGGAUAUGUUCUUGAUUUCAGUUUCAAGAGCAGGCGAAUGAGGGGUUUUGUCGGGAUUGGUAUUGUAGGCUUGCUCGGCACUGCAAUUUGGGGCGGCGGGCUUGCAAACCAGUUGAAUUAUACGCGUGAAGAUAAGCCCGAACCAUUGGAUUUUAAGAGCUCAGGUAAUGAUUAUGCGGGCCCGUUUGUGUUGUAUUUCAGCUAUGGGUUGCUGGAUGCCAUGUUCCAGAGCAUGGUUUAUUGGGUGAUUGGAGCUUUGGCUGAUGAUUCCGUGACCCUUAGCAGGUAUAGCGGAUUCUACAAGGGGUGGCAGAGUGCGGGGGCAGCCGUGGCCUGGGCAAUUGAUAAGCCUAAAAACACGUUGCUAAUGGAGCUGAUCUUGAACUGGUCCCUUAUGACAAUUUCUUAUCCUUUGCUGAUCUUGUUGAUCUUCUUGGCUGUGAAGGACGAAGGCGGCAAGCUUGACGUAGAGGCAGCAAGCACUACCCCGAAACCAUCUGCCCCUUCUGCAGGGAAGGAAGGUUUUGGAAAGGAGGAAGAGUUAAGAAAGCCUCUCUGAGGAAUUUGUAUCACCUCUUCUUUCUUCUUCUUCUUCUUUUUUUGGGUUUUACAACAGGAAUAAUGUUCUUUGGUGUUUACAAGAAUGUGGGAGGUUGGAGAAUUGUAAUAUUUUGUGGGAUACUGUAUUUUUAAGCUAAUUCAUUUCUUGGUUGGUUGCAAUAA